Molecule: messenger RNA, 810 nt
Organism: Symbiodinium sp. CCMP2592
Lineage: Eukaryota; Dinophyceae; Suessiales; Symbiodiniaceae
Source: the annotation of a GenBank genome assembly
AUGCAGGCUCAAAUGGGGCGCUUCCCAGGAUACGCUGGUUUCGGCGGCGGAUGCGGUGGCUAUGCGGACGGAUUUGGUGCUUAUGCCGGGAUGUACCCCCAGGCCAGCUCCACAUGGGUGCCGAACUUUGGAAAAGGAAAAGGCGAGGGCCGAGGUCGAGGCAAGGGAAAGGGCAAAGGAAAGGGCUACGGCUACAAAGGAGCCCGUGAUUGGGACGAGAGUGAUCCGCGUCGUCAGAUAGAGCUUGCGCAGCGUCGAGCCAAGCAGCGGGAUCAGUCAGCCAUCAGUCAGGCCCAGCGCUCUGCGCAGCUGCGUUUCGAGAAAGAUCUGCUGGACAGGGUCCAGGGCAGGUGGAUUGACGAGGAGGAUCCAAGUGUGACCUAUGUCGUGGAGGGCGGUAUUUGUGCUGUUUCUGGCGGCGAAAACAUACGGACCUUCCGAAAUCGGCUGAGCGUCUACGGUGGCGAGCUCUGCUGGGACGCAAGAAGAUUCUGGCACAACCUGAACUUCAGCGCUUUGCCUCCUCCGGAGGAGGAGGUGAACAGAGUUGAGUGGAACCCGGCGCAGGGAUCUCCGCCAACUAAGCAGAUCAUUUGGGUUCGGGCCCCUGACGUUGAAGAGGCUGUUCCUGAGGGUGCGGAGGGGGACACCCUGGAGGCUGCCGGCGCCGAUGGAAACGUCGGAGAAGCUGGCCAAGGCGAUGAGGCAUCGGAGGGAACAGAUCGAGGAGUCAACCAACAUCAGUCGCACAAGUCGGCAUCGCAGUUCAGGGAGUUGCCAGGUGCUCACCACGAUUUGAGCCUCGUCUGA